This is a messenger RNA of Colletotrichum acutatum, 948 nucleotides long. Its product is annotated as serine/threonine protein kinase. Gene Ontology annotation, molecular function: ATP binding; protein serine/threonine kinase activity. Gene Ontology annotation, cellular component: cytoplasm. The record is from RefSeq and is a predicted model, not a curated record. Lineage: Eukaryota; Fungi; Ascomycota; Sordariomycetes; Glomerellales; Glomerellaceae. The transcript is spliced from 2 exons. Gene Ontology annotation, biological process: protein phosphorylation. The coding region runs from base 1 to 948 and encodes 315 amino acids.
AUGAUCCCCAGAGGUCUCACUUCCGCCUUCGGGACCCCGUCCCUGGAGAUCGGCCAGAUCCUGCUCGGCAAUGCCAGUCGAUACACCAUUCAGAAGAAGAUCCGUGAGGGCGUUUGGAUUGCAACUAACCCCAUGGGUAACAAGUCCAUCGUCAAGGGUGUCCAGGGUAUCUCUGGAGCCCAGAACGAGCACAAUGUCCUCCGCAAGUUCCAGGGCAACCCUUUCCUCCGCCCUGUCAUCGACGAGAUCCAGCAAGAUGCCCCGAUGAUUGUCCUCCAACACAUGGACGACCACCUCUUGAACGCUACCAUCAAGAAGCCUUUGACCAACCGCGAGAUUCGAUUCGUCGCUCGCGCUGUUCUUCGCGGCCUCUCCACCCUCCACAAGGAUGGCUACGUCCACACUGAUAUCAAGCCGGAUAACAUUCUCGUCAACUACGCCUCGGCUUCCGAAGCUGACCCCGACCUUCGCUUCUCUGACGUUCAGAUCGGUGACCUCGGGGCUUCCUACUCGGUUGACUCUGACGUCGCUACCAAGGGUUUCCUCAUCGGUGCCCCCAUCUGGACCAGCCCCGAGGUGCUCAUGGAAGUUCCCUGGGGAACUGCCAGCGAUAUCUGGGCCUUUGGCUCCAUGAUGAUUGCUCUUCUCCACGGCGGCGACUACAACCCCUUCCGCCCUACCAACGCUCGCUACCACGACCGCAGCUACAUCUUUGAGGUCCUUCGCCAGCAGUCCCGCCGAUUCGGUGCCAUCCCCGAGACGUACCUCGAGCGGGCGCGUCCCGGAAAGGCCAUGGCCGCCAAGGCACUGACUGUCGGGCGCAAGGUUGAGCCUCUCGACUUCCGCACUGCCUCUCACUUUAUCAACCGCAUCAUGCGCAUGGACGCCGCCGAGCGCCCUACCGCUGACCAGCUUCUCGAAGAGAUGUCUGGUCUUUUUGAGGACUAG